AUGACAAAGUUCAGAUACAACGAAUUUAGUGCAGUCCAGCCCGCUGCAAUUCCACCACAACCUCGUUCUCAUGUAUUCUGGCAGCCUCCCUCUACUGAUUUGUUUAAAAUCAACUACGAUGGUGCCACAUUUGAUUCGGAGAAUAAGUCUGGGAUUGGAUUUGUUAUUCGGGACUCAUGUGGCUUGGCUAUUGCAUCUCUUUCUCAACAGGUGCCACGGGUGUAUCAAGCAGCAGAAAUUGAAGCUUUUGCAGCAACCAGGGCGCUGGAAUUAUUUGCAACAGAAAUUGGGAUCGCUAAUGUAGUGUUGGAAGGGGAUUCAUGGUUGAUCUUUCAAGCCUUAUCCGCUGAAGUUCAGUCCUUGUCUCCCAUUGGUUUACUGAUUGAGGAUGUUAAAGUCUUUUACCAGCUGAUAAAUUACUUUAAUCUCAUACAAAGAGAGAAGUCAAUAAAGUUGCCUAUAGUUUAG
Molecule: messenger RNA, 468 nt
Organism: Quercus lobata
Lineage: Eukaryota; Viridiplantae; Streptophyta; Magnoliopsida; Fagales; Fagaceae
Exons: 1
Coding region: 1-468 (155 amino acids)
Molecular function (GO): RNA-DNA hybrid ribonuclease activity; nucleic acid binding
Source: RefSeq, a predicted model, not a curated record